Messenger RNA from Amyelois transitella, 1862 nucleotides. Its product is annotated as enoyl-CoA hydratase domain-containing protein 2, mitochondrial. Lineage: Eukaryota; Metazoa; Arthropoda; Insecta; Lepidoptera; Pyralidae. The transcript is spliced from 3 exons. The record is from RefSeq and is a predicted model, not a curated record. Gene Ontology annotation, molecular function: enoyl-CoA hydratase activity. Gene Ontology annotation, biological process: fatty acid beta-oxidation. Gene Ontology annotation, cellular component: mitochondrion. The coding region runs from base 1 to 876 and encodes 291 amino acids.
AUGAUUUUACUAAAGUUAGCAUGCAGGCCCGUGAUAAAGCAGGUCCGUCGUUUGCUGUCCACGCAGCAGAGGAGCAUAGGGCCGGUGGUGUUCCACAAGUUGGAGGGCGCGGACCGCGGCGUCGCAGUGUACGGCCUCAACAGCCCUAAGGACAGGAACGCUCUGGGAUUCGACCUUAUCAAGGCCAUGAAAGAAGUCCACAAGCUGAUAAGAGAAGAUUCAGAAAUAUCUGUUGUCAUACUGCACAGCAUGGUGCCAGGCAUUUUUUGCGCCGGAGCCAACUUAAAGGAGCGCUUCCAAAUGUCUGAUGCUGAAGUUGCAACUUUUGUGAGAGGUCUGCGUGGAACAUUUAUAGAAGUGGAAGACCUGCCCAUGCCAACUAUAGCAGCAGUUGAAGGUGCAGCUGUUGGUGGAGGCCUGGAGCUGGCCUUGGCUUGUGACCUCCGUGUAGCAGCUCACACAGCCAAGCUAGGGCUUGUGGAGACUGGUAGAGGUCUCAUACCGGGUGCUGGUGGUACUCAAAGGCUACCCCGAGCCAUACAUGUAAAUGUUGCUAAGGAAUUGAUAUUCACUUCUCGAAUCAUUGAUGGUGAUACAGCAUUUUCAUUAGGAUUGGUUAAUUACAGUGUGCCGCAAAAUAGUGAGAAGAAUGCAGCUUUUGAAAAGUCUUUGAGUCUGGCUCGGGAGAUCAUCCAGAAUGCACCAAUAGCACUGAGGUGUGCCAAGCAGGCUGUCAACGAGGGUCUGCAGCUGGACAUUAAGCAGGGCUAUGAUGUGGAGCAGAAGUACUACGAGAUCAAUAUCCCAACCAAGGACAGGCAAGAGGGAAUGAUCUCUUUUUUAGAGAAACGAAAACCCAAAUAUCAAGGACACUGAUCUGUGAUACAUGAUGAUUCUGGUUCUUAAUAAGUGUUCAUAUUUGUUACUAUUUGAAUAAGUUUUAGAUGUAUAUUUUUGAUACCUUUUCAGAAUGUUAAAGUUAAGUAUUAAGUUUCAAGUUAAAAUAAAAUCUUUCUCCUUCCAUCAUCUUCUUUGUGUAAAACAUUUUUAAAUUUGCACUGGUAUGUAAGCGUUAACAUAAAAACAUCUGUAUAACAUGUAACUUUUUAUUUCCUUACAAGUCAGUUCUUUCACAUAUUACAAAUUAAUUUCAUCAUUCUCCUUACUAUGUACACAAAUAACAAGCCUUAUCACAGCAGCCUCUUACAGUCAGUAUUAGCUGAGUUUGAGGCAUUCCUUCAGCUGUUGUUUAGUGUCAUCAGGGGAAGUCACUCUGUGUCCAAUAGUUCGAGGAUCAUUGUAAAUCUCAUGGUCAUUGCCUCCGGCUUCUGUUUUAUCACCAAAAAAGUGAAUCUCCUCAAAAUUCUCAUCUACAACAUGUCUGAGACAAUAUGUCUUGUCCCACCCUGUGGGGAACACAUCCACGCUAAUCUGCCCACCCAGGGCAAAUGUUAAUGGUGUAUCUUUAAAUUCACUUACAAGAGCAGCAACAAAUUGUUCCCUUAUCUUAUGUUCUUUGUCAAAAACUGAGAAUUGUUCCCUCUCAGCCUGAUUGCAGGAGCGGCCCACCGGGCAGAGGUUGAUCAUGCUGGAUCGAAACUCCACAAAGUUGCCUCUCUUGGCUGGGAGCUCCAACAUAGACAUGUAUCUGAGAGCAAAAUUGAUGACUUUUUGUAACAUCUGCUCCCCCAGGCAGCUGAGGAUGCUCUCGGAGCUGCGCAGCUCACCCGCGCGGUAUUGCACCACGCCAUUCUCACAGAACACGUAAUCGAACUGCGAUGCCACACUCUCGCCGCCCAUCUGCUCCACAAUUUUUGCGUAGUCUGAACCACUAACGAGACCCACGGAUGCGCGCGGCUUCA